Molecule: messenger RNA, 4143 nt
Organism: Botrytis porri
Lineage: Eukaryota; Fungi; Ascomycota; Leotiomycetes; Helotiales; Sclerotiniaceae
Exons: 2
Coding region: 1-4143 (1380 amino acids)
Source: RefSeq, a predicted model, not a curated record
AUGGCCGGUAAUGUCGAACCAGAUUAUUCCUUCUGGCAAGAGGAGCAGGAGAAAAGAUUGAAGACCGAAGAUAUCCUCGCGCGCAAGGAGCAAGAAAUUCCAAUUGGCGGUGGUUUAUCCCAAGGGAGUUUAGUAUCAUUAGAUAUGAAAAGAGAUGAAUGGGCCGCAGUAUUGAAAGAGAUUGUGGAUGCCAUCAACGAACACGGGCGCGUAAUCGACGAUUCCGGUAUCCAAUUCAUCAGCAAUCAAUGUAUCAGGAUGAGGGAGAUGAUAGUGGCAGGACAUCAACAAGCGAUGUCCUACCGAGCGAAAGGUCGUGUGUGGCGGGGCUUACGCAAUCGUUCUGAGCAGUAUAUUUUAGAGUUCCGAAGAGCGACACAGUAUUAUUUCACGACUCGGAAGGAAAGUUCGAAUCAAGAUAUGGAUCCGGCGAUAUUUCGAACCGCGGUUGCGGAUUGGCAUGCGGCUAUUACGACGACUUUGAGGGUUCUUCGUGAAGCGUUGGGAGAGGAAGAAAGUCAACGGGAAGCGGAGGAUGUGGAAUAUGAUUCGGAUACUCAAGAGCCCGUCAUCAAUCUAAGACGUAAUCAUAGUACACCUCAGCAAUUCAGCAAACUUGUUCAGGAGGUCAUUGAAAUGGUAGAACUCGCAAAAAACGUAUCGGGGAAUGGUAAUGCGGGUUCGAGUUACGAUCGAAGAGUACAGCAAGAGUAUAUAAAAACACAAGAGGCUCUAAAGGAAGUUUCCCAACGAAUGGAAAAGUUGGAAAGAGAAAGGAGAGAUUUCUUUCUGGCUCGCGGUACACGUCCCCCUGAUCAAGAUUGUGCCAAAGAAGCAGCGGAAAUAGAUCGAUUGGAUAAGGAAUUGAAACAAUGUCGGGCAAAAUUGGAUGAACUUACAAAACAAUGCUAUCAACAAACCGAAUACAUCGAUGCAGUGGCAAGAGGUUUGAAGCCGAGUUCAAAUGAUCUAAGCCCUGGAGUUUUACUAUCCGAUCAAGCUUUUGAUGAACUAUGCAGACAUUUCGAUAGCUAUCAUGAAAAUGCAGAAGGAUCAGAAGCUAGAGAAAAAGAGCUGGAGAAUAGCUUGAGAAAUGUUAUACUUCAUCCAGACGACAACAAUAAGCAGGAAUUGGACAAGAAGCUCCGGGCUGAGAUAACUGCUGCAAAUGCUUCCAUUACCACAAAAAAUAGGGUUGUUGAGCUUCUACAGAAAGAGGUAAAGAAGCUAGUAUUAGAACGAAAAGCAAUGGGGGAGCAAACCAAACAAUACGAAUUAGACUUUGCAGCAAUGGAUCUCGAGCGAGAUAGACUCAAUGAAGCUUUAAAGGCAGCCGAACUGAAAGCGACGAAGAUAGUAAGAGUCGAAGCCACCGGAUCUGGUGUUUUUUCGAACGAAGAAAAGUUGAACUUAGAACAGCAGCUAAAAGAUCUCAUGGAUCAAAACAUACUUCACGAAAAGAACAUGCACCUUUGUCAAGAGACUAUCAAAGAUCUUCACGAAGAUAUUGCUACGAGAGACGCGAAAAUCAAAUCCUUGACAGUGAUGAUUAGUUUUGACGACAAUAUAAACAAAAAUCGACAGGAAAAACAAGACCUCCGAGAAAAAAUUAUCGCACUCGAGCAUUAUAUCGAUAACGAGUUAGCCAGACAGUCUAUAGACAACUAUGUCAAUCCCGAUGAUCCCGAUGAUCCAGGUGACCCAGAUGAUCCCAAAGGUGAAGCCGAGAAAGCAGCUCAAAAAGAAGAGAUAGCCCAGCUCAAGAAGCAAUUGAAGACAGAGUCUAAGAAUUACAAAGCCCAGAUUGACACGCUUGUAAAUCAACUGGAAAAAGAGUCUAAGACAGCCAACCCGGAGGUUGCAAAAUUCAAGACUCAAUUAGCCGAAGUGAUGAAAGAGAGACAUGAAAUUAUACAAAAGACUCAAGCUGAACUAGCUGCAGCAAAGAAAGAGAGUGAUGCGGCCUUGGCAGAAUCUGAAGCUCGACGAAUUGCGGCCGAGAAAGAACUCACUGAUAUCUUAGAAUGGACUCAGGAUGCACGAGCUGAGGCAAAGAAAGAGAAUGAAGCGGCUAUAGCAAGAUCCGAGGCUCGGUUGGCCCAGAUAAAGAAGGAACAUGAUGAAAUCAUAGCAAAAUCCGAGGCUCAACGAACUGCGGCAAAGCAAGAAAGCGAUGGGAUCAUUGCAAAUCUACGAACAACCAUUGACGAUUUGCGAACACAAAUCACAAAUUUGAACAGUGUAAACAUUGGGCUCAGAACAACCAUGCAAGAGAAAAUCGAUGCUCUCACAAAGGAGAACGUAGAGUUGCAAGGAAAGGUUCCAGAGGAAGUCGCUGCUAAUGGACCCCUUGCUAAGGCUCUCGAUGACCUUGAAAAUAGAGACUUGAGAAUCGCUCUUUUGGAUGAACAAAUCUCCGAUGCUAGCAAAAGGCAUGAACAACAGAUCAAAGAUAUUCAAGCAAGACUUGAUGAAGCUAGAUUAAAUGCGAAUGGUAUCUCACCACAAGGUCUACGAGUAUUGAGAAAGACUUUAGCCGAUUGUAAAAGAAAUCAUGAUGAUGAUCAAAUAACCAUUACCAAACUCGAAGCGGAGCUUGAUGCUUGUCAGCGAAGAGGAAAACAUCAACUUCGACAAUUACAAGAGUAUGCCGGUCUUCAUCAACAUGAUGAUGGAGAAGCUGCUGCGAAAGAAAGAAUCGCUCAGCUUGAAGUUGAGAAUGCGGCAAUCGAAGAAGAGUUGCAAGCUGCAAAAGUCGAAAGAGAUCGGAAAGCAGAAGAGGAUAGAAAGAGAGCUGCAGAAGCACAUCAAAAGGAAUUGGAUGAUGCUGCGAAUGAUGUGGAUAUAGAUGUUGCCAGUAUUACAUCACAUGAUUCCAAUGAAGAAAUCAACAAGCAGCAUAUCGAAAGGCUCAGAAAACAAACCGAAGAUCUCAAGAAGCUCCAGAGUAAGAAUCAAGAUAUGGAAAUACAACUUAAUGUUUCAAAGAAGAUUGUAGCAGCUCUUCAAGAUCAACGUACAGAUCUUCAAGACAAAUUGAGAGAGUGUCGAAAGCAUAGACAGGAACUUUUGGAUCGACCGCCAGAACCAGGCGCUCCAGAACCUGCACCAGAUGAUUCCCUGAGAGUUACGGAGCUCGAAGCUCGAAUUGCUGAAUUGGAAGCUUUACUUGCAGGAGCUGAAGAAUCUAGUGCAACUCUUCAAUUACAAAGAGAUGCAGCAAUUGCUGAAAAUGAAGGAAAUAAACAAAAGAUGGCUGAUCUUCAAACUGCUCACGAUAUAAUGGCUGGCGAGGGACCUAAACUUGGAAUGAAACGCAUCAAGACAAGAAUUGCUCUUCAAGCGCAAGCAACGAAACUUCGAAAUAUUGCAGCAAGAGAAGCAAAGCAAGCCGCAGAAGCUCUUGAGAAAGCACGAGCCGCGCAAGCUAAAAAGGAUGCGGAGCAAGCUAGGAAGGACGCCCUUGAAAAAGCCAGGCAAGAGGCGGAAGGUAGAGGAGAUGACCAUCAUCACGGUAACAACCAACCACCACCGCCACCACCAGGAGGUGGAGCUGGAGCAAUUGCAGUUCCGGGAGGGAGCAGUAAUAAUGACAAGCCGGAAAUUAUAAUCCCAAAAAUACCUACCGACAAAAAAGAUCCGCCUGCUCCGGCUCCGGCUACAGGUAGAGAAACAAGAGCAGACGCGAAGUUAACACCCGCACAGAAGAAGAAGAGAGAAGCCGAGCUCAAAAGACUAGCCGAAGAGAAUGCGUUGAAUCCUAUACCUGAUGAAGAGGAGGAAGAAGAAUCGGAGCCUGACUUGGAGCCAGACGAGGAUGACCCUCUAAAUGAUUCCGAUACAUAUUAUCAAAUCGCCGGAUAUGGUGCUCAACCACAGAAAUGGAGUUUUGCAGGCAAAAAGCCAGCUUCGAGACCCAGGGUCACAUUCAAUGAAAAGAAAUAUGUGGUGGAACCUGUGAUUGAGCAGGAGGAUGAGGAUGAUGGAGCGAAAGACGACAAAUUUUGGGAUGAAUUGAUGGAUUUUGAGCCGGCUCGCGAUAAAUCGGAUACGACUGAAGGGAAGAAGAGUUUGAAGAGGACUUCACCAAUUUCUGGCAAAAAAUCAAAUAAGGUGAAGAGAGCUAAGAAAUCGAAGGAUUGA